Molecule: messenger RNA, 906 nt
Organism: Archocentrus centrarchus (flier cichlid)
Lineage: Eukaryota; Metazoa; Chordata; Actinopteri; Cichliformes; Cichlidae
Exons: 5
Coding region: 1-906 (301 amino acids)
Biological process (GO): response to bacterium
Source: RefSeq, a predicted model, not a curated record
AUGAUCGUGUUUUGGGUAACACUGCUUGUUCUUCAUCGAGGAUAUACACUUCUUCCAGUAACUACAGUUCAACUUGAGGAAACUGUAACCAUCCCAUGUGACCUGCCUAAGAUUGAGUCUAUCCGUAAAGAAGUCCACUGGUACAAGCAGAGUGCUGGGGACACUCUGAAAGUAAUUUGGACAGCAAGGGGAUCUGAAACACCCGAGUUUGCACCUGAGUUUAAUAACUCAAGAUGGAAGGUUAAUUACAAUAAACACUUUAGCAGCCUGACCAUUUUGAAGACAAACCAAGAAGACGAGGGAAUCUAUCACUGUGGAUUCACAGAGUGGCGUAAAAAUACUGAAUGGACCGGGAUGUAUUUGGUAAUAAAAGGAAACACCCAGAGCUCAUCAAACUAUACUGUUGUUCAAGACAAAACAGACCAUCCAGGAGAAUCAGUGACUCUUCAGUGUUCAGUAAUCAACGACUUUGACAAGAAGUCGUGUCCAGGAGGCCUCAGUGUGUUCUGGAUCAGAGAAGGAUCACAUGCAUCUCAUCCUGGCAUCAUCUACACUGAUGGAAACAAACAUCAUGAAUGUGAGAAAAGAUCUGAGACUCAGCAGAGUUGUGUUUAUCGUUUCUCUAAGAACGUCAGCUCCAUUGAUGAAGGGACUUACCACUGUGCUGUCGCCACAUGUGGGAAGAUAUUAUUUGGAAAUGGAACUAAACUGCAAAUAGAACAAACUGCAGGUUCUGAAUUUACUACGCUGGUGAUAGUAAUAAUCUGCUUGGUCAUUUCUGUGAUUCUCAAUGUUAUUUUCAUCUGCCAAACUCCAAGAGUAGCAUGUGAACACUUUAAUGACACUGAGACUGACUUUAAUGCACUUGUUCAAGCCAAAAGAAGACAUCUGUGCAAUGUGGAGUAA